Messenger RNA from Pocillopora verrucosa, 511 nucleotides. The record is from RefSeq and is a predicted model, not a curated record. NCBI's taxonomy places the organism in Eukaryota, Metazoa, Cnidaria, Anthozoa, Scleractinia, Pocilloporidae.
AGCUGCUUGGCUGAUUUUAAUUAAUAAGUAGCGCAGCUUAUAUUAAGCUCUAACUUGCCACACAGAGAAGUCAUACUCAGCUAUCUCUAACAAAGAAAGGCCGAGGAAGAAAACAGCUGCAGAAAAUAAUGAGUUCGAGAAUGUUGCUCCUCUUACUCCUUGCAUUUUAUGUGGGACAGCUCACAGCUAUCUCUUCACCAGGUACAUCUGAAGGGCCGGAAGAAACAGACCUCCCAGAGGUACCAGAGGGGACUGAUGUUCCAGAGGGGACUGGUGUUCCAGAGGGGACUGAUGUUCCAGAGGGGAGUGAUGCUCCAGAGGGGACUGAUGCUCCAGAGGGGACUGAUGCUCUAGAGGGGACUGAUGCUCCAGAGAUUACCCAUAAAGGCUUAGUCCUUUUUGACUAAAUAUAACAUAAUAAAUAAUAAAUAUAACUUGCUGUGAAUGUACGGUUUAUUCUUAAGCCGAGUCUUCGACAAAUCCCAAAAUAAUAAACGUAUGACUUACUUAA